Messenger RNA from Diprion similis, 1355 nucleotides. RefSeq lists its product as uncharacterized. NCBI's taxonomy places the organism in Eukaryota, Metazoa, Arthropoda, Insecta, Hymenoptera, Diprionidae. The record is from RefSeq and is a predicted model, not a curated record. The transcript has 4 exons. Bases 68 to 1333 code for a protein of 421 amino acids.
CCUCAUUAUUCUCAUUCCAUUGUCUGAUAGAAUAUUUUCGCAUUUGUAGUACCGACGCUAGAAGAACAUGACGAAGGACGAGAGUCUUCUGUCCAGUGUGAGCGCUCUGUUUACGGAGAGAACACUCGAAGAGAUCCUUCGAAAUGCAACUGGAGAAAAUGAGGUGCAGAUAUUGGGAUGGGAUUUUGGAGAGGCGAGCAAGAAGGGUGACGGCUAUUUGUCCGUCGUAAGCAGAGUCAAGGUGGAUGGCACGGCUGGUGGUAAACCGAUCCAAAUAUCGCUUGUCGUUAAAUCAAUGCCCAACAAUUUGGCGAGGAGAAAAACUUUCAGAAGCAACGAAUUCUUCUAUAACGAAGUCACGUGCUAUACAGAAAUAUUCCCCAAGUUUCAAGAGUUCAUCAAAUCUAAAAAUGCAGGGGAUUUGCUAAUUGUACCUCGAUGUUUUGCGGCAUUAACAGAUGGCGAGAACGAUUAUCUCGCGCUGGAAGAUGUCACUUCGAUCGGUUUUCAACCUCUGGCUAGACAAAAUUCAUUGCAAGUGCAGGAAUGUAGCUUGAUAUUAAAAGCACUGGCUAGAUUACACGCCGUCUCAUUCGCCUACAAGGAUCAAAAGAAAGACGAGUUUCAAAAAAUAGCCAAUCGUUUGAUUGAGACUUAUUUUACGCCGAAACUAUACGAUUGGUACAAAGGUUUCCAGUCGCUUAUAAUCAACAUGGCUAAAGAUGCCCUAGCUAAGGAGUAUCCAGGCAGCGAAGCUGAGAAGCGUUUCAACUCUUGGACAGGCCGAGAGUUGUACGACAAGAGCAUAGAUUUCUGCAACCGUGUAACGGCGCCAACUUCGGUGAUCACUCAGGGCGAUGCAUGGGCGCCUAACUUCAUGAUCCGAGAAACUGAUAAAGAAUACCCGGAUGCUCUUGCCCUAGAUUUUCAGCUGGCUCGAUGCGCUAGCCCAGCUCUGGACGUUUCUUUCUUCAUUUAUACCUGCACCGAGAAGCCGCUACGCGAUGGCCAUUACGACGAAUUGUUGAAACUCUACCACGAGGAACUCUGCAGAAGUAUAAGCAUUCUCGGAUCAGAUCCUGAGAAGCUCUAUCCGUGGGACACGUUCAUGAAGGAGAUGCAAGAGCAGAGUGUUCACGGGGUGAAUUUUGCUCUGGAAACAGCACCAGCAGUAUCGUUAGAUGAAUCGGAAGCGUUUGACAUGGAUGCUAUGGAAGGAGAUGACGCUGUCGACGUUAGCGUUAUCUGGAAUGUUAAGAACCUGAAAACCAAGGAAGCAAGAUGCCGUCUUGCCGAGACCAUCAUGCACGCAGUGGAAAAAAACUAUUUAUGACAUUUGAGUCGUAACUUUAGCU